CAAAUGGAUCAGCCUCUUUCUUUUCUUCUGAUUCAGUGAUACAACAGGCGAAGCGGAAGCGAAGAAGCGACUAUCAUGACUGUGAGAGAGCGAUCAUCUUAAUCCUCCCCCCCUUUCGAACUGCACCUUCAGUCGGGAUCGUCAAACCGGAUUCAAUGGCUGCCGUUUCACGGGUCAUGAAUUCGUCCGUGAUCCUCGCUAGGGAUUUCAGCCGCAUUUCACUGAUCACCGCCGGUGGUUCUGCGCUGAUCACCACCGUGGCGAUACUCCCCUCGCGAAUGCUGAGUCUGCGACGCAGAAUGAGCCCAAACUUUCCAAUUCCAGUCCCUUUCGGUAGAGUCACAUCUGUGACAAGCACUCGGCGUCUCAGAACCGCCUCCUCGUCGCAACGUGCCAGCUGUCAGGGAUCGGAUUCUCCUCCUGCUGACGUGUACGCUACCUUGUCCUUCCUUGGUCCAGGGAGAUCCCGAGGCUUUCGGACGCAGCUACCUCCACAGCCAUCCGAUCCGUUCAAUCGCAUUCGUUACAGUCACAUUCGCUAUCCCAGCAUCGCGACCGUCGGAUCCACUGCAGCGUCUCGUCUGGACGUUAGAUGCUCUUCCAAUUCUAGUGGUAACCCCAUAAAUGCGCCAAGCAAUGACUCGGGCAAUGAUUCAUUGCCAGGCAAUGAUUCAGCAUCAGGCGAUGAUCUCGAGGGUUUGAACGAGGAGCAGAGGGCGGCGGUGGUGGCGUCUCCUGACGGGUGUGUGCGAGUGGUGGCCGGACCAGGGUCCGGCAAAACCCGUGUGCUCACCCAUCGGGUCGUCCACCUGAUAAAGAGCCUGAACGUGCAGCCUAGGAAAAUACUGUGUAUCACCUUCACCAACAGAGCAGCCAAUGAGCUCCGGACACGUCUGCAGCUCCUCCUGUCUCCUGAGGCUGCUGCAGCCGUCCACGUGGGGACGUUCCAUGGCAUCGCUGCUCGCAUACUCAGGACGGAGAUGCUCCCCUCACUGCGCAGCCGAAAGUGCCACAGAGACUACACCAUUUAUGACGAGGAUGACUCACUGCGAAUCAUCAAGGAGAUUGAUAAGAGGGAGAAGGAGAGGCUCGCCAAGCUCGGUCCGUACCAACCACCGAAAUCAGAGUCAGCAGGAACAGAAACUCCGGCCAAUCAAGAUGGACUAUACGAGGCCAUGUCACAUCUCUCUGUGGAAUCAGGGGACGCCACGUCAGCAGCACGGGCGGCGGUGGCAGAGCUUCUAGGGGAGGGAGAGGGCGGGGAAGCAGGGGAGACAAAGGAGGGGCGGCUGAAGGCUUUAAGGGAUGGCGUGAUGAAGUAUAAAGAGGGGAGGAUGCGGGAGGCUCUGAAGGGGCGAGUGGGGGAGAGGAGGAGAGGGAGGUUCGAGGAGGGCGAGGAGGAGGAGAAGGGGCUCAUGUUUUGUGUUCCAAGAUAUACUCAGAUGUAUGAGGAAGAGCUGAGACUGAGCAACGCGUUGGACUAUGACGACCUUGCGCAUUUCCUCCUGGACCUCUUCCACUCGCAGCCACACGUGCUCAAGAAGUACCAGGACCGGUUUCAGCACGUGCUGGUGGACGAAUUUCAAGACACGGAUUCUUUCCAAUAUGAGAUGGUGCGCCUGUUAACCCUCGAGUCAAGGCGGCUAUUUGUUGUUGGAGACAUUGACCAGUGCAUCUACUCGUGGCGAGGAGCCAAGUACGUCUACCUGCAACGGUUCUUAGACGAAGACUUUGAUGACGUCACCACGCUUCAGCUUCGCAGCAACUACCGCUCGUCGCACAACAUACUGCAGGCAGCCGACCAAGUGAUUCAAGGAGGGCCGAGGGACAGGCGCGUUGGGGGCGGCACGCUGCAGCUGCUGCCAACAAAGCCGCCAGGCCAUCCGGUGUUCUUCUCCUUCUUCCCGUCGUGCGGCAGCGAGGCAGCCACCGUGGCCGAGGAGAUCGAGAGCCUCGUCGAUGCUGAUGAGCUGUCGCCGUGGCGGGCGCAGGCACGGGCAAGAGGGGGGGCGAGAGGGGGGGCGAGGGGAGGGGUCAUGGGAGGGGCGAGGGGAGGAGAGGGGGGAGUGGAGGUGGGGAGAGAGGGAGCGAGCGGGGGGUAUACAUGGAGUGACUUCUGUGUGCUGUACCGCACGAACGCACAGGCGGUGCAGCUGCAGCAGGCUCUAACGGACCUCUCUAUUCCCUGCAUCGUGAUUGGGGGCAGCACACUCUUUCAAAAGAAGGUGGUGCGAGACCUUCUCGCAUAUCUGAGAGUAGUGGCCAACCCUGCUGACAGCGUUGCACUAGGAAGGAUCUACAACACGCCCUCACGAGGCCUGGGCACCAAGUCGUGGGCGGCAGUGCAGCAGUGGGCACAGAGCAUGGACACCGCCACAGGCACUGCAAUUCUGGAACUAGCAUUAAAUAAGCAUGCCGACAACCCUCCUCCCAUCUCCAAAAAAGCCAGGGAGAGUCUUCUCAGCUUCGCAUGGCUCAUUCUCACCCUCCGAGCCAGCCUAGGGGUGUACGAGGGCGCAGAAUCAAAUCCGGGUGGCAACGGGGCGCUGAGGGAAGGGCUGCCGCAUGCGGGGGGGCUGUUGGCCGAGAUAGUGAAUGUGCUUGAUCUGAAGCAGCACUAUGGCCCGGCAGCAGCAGCGGUGGCAGCAGUUAAGAGUCGGUCCCCCAACCCUGCGUCUUUGAAGAGGAGGAAGGAGGAGGAGGGCAAGCGAGCCCUGGACCAGAUGGAGCGACUGCAGAUCCUAGCAGACAGGUUCGGCCUAGUCUGCGGGGUUGGCAUGGAAGGGCUGCAGAACGUCCUGCAGGAGAUGUCCCUUCUUUCUGGGGAGAUGCACGAGUCUGGGGGCAAGGAGGCUCAGCUGUCAGCCAAUGCUGUUCGCCUGAUGACCAUUCACCGGGCCAAGGGGCUCGAGUUCCCUGUGGUCUUCCUGACAGGCCUAGAGAACCGCGUACUGCCACUGGUGGACGAGAAUUACAGCCGGGGAAGGAGUGAGGAGAGGCCCGGGUGGGAGCAGGUCACUCUAGGGAGAGGGAGCAGGCACCACCACCACCAUCAUCAUGGACAACAGCAGGGGCGGCAGGGGCAGCAGCAGGGGCAGCAGCAGGGGCAGCAGGGGCAGCAGCACGGGCAGCAGUGGCGGAAUUCGGGGGGUAAUGGGCGGAUGCAAACUGGGUAUGCUGGGGGAGUUCAGUCAGGGUUUGGGGGUGGGGAAUUUGGACGGAAGGAGGAGAAGGUUGUUUGGGCUGACGAGGAGGAGAGGCGGGUCUGUUACGUGGCGAUGACCCGGGCUCAAGAUAGGCUGUACUUGAGUGGUGCGCAGCACCGCACAUUCUACGUCAGGAAUAUGAAGUCAUUGGAACCAUCCAUCUUCCUCGAUGAUCUAAAAGAUCUUGCCCCGUUUCCUACAGGGAUGUAAGCCAUUUCUUGUCUUGAAAAUAUGCGAAUAGAAGCAUUGGCAUAGCUUAUUCCACCCUGUAGCAUUAUUUCAUAUUGUGAUCAUAGCCUCCCUUAUGAAAUAAUCCAUAUUGCUGAAAAGAAAGUUACGGUACUCGC
This is a messenger RNA of Closterium sp. NIES-67, 3553 nucleotides long. The record is from the annotation of a GenBank genome assembly. NCBI's taxonomy places the organism in Eukaryota, Viridiplantae, Streptophyta, Zygnematophyceae, Desmidiales, Closteriaceae.